This is a messenger RNA of Pogona vitticeps (central bearded dragon), 6450 nucleotides long. RefSeq names its product collagen type XI alpha 1 chain (gene COL11A1). The record is from RefSeq and is a predicted model, not a curated record. Gene Ontology annotation, molecular function: extracellular matrix structural constituent. Gene Ontology annotation, cellular component: extracellular matrix. NCBI's taxonomy places the organism in Eukaryota, Metazoa, Chordata, Lepidosauria, Squamata, Agamidae.
GCGCCUCUUGGCCAGCCUUCUUUACGGGAUGGAGCCUUGAGGGGGGAUGCUGAGCUCUCCGAGUGUGGACUGAAGCCCCUCGCCUCCUUUUCAGUUGGAAGGAGGGCGCUCGGGAGGACGCACCGGCGGGGCCUUGAACCGAGCAACAACGACCAGAGCCGGCCGCCCCCUCACCCUUCCACCCUACUCCCCUUGACCCGCUCCCUCCUCCUCCUCCUUCCUUGGGGCAGUUGCUUCCUCUCCCCCAGCUCUGUUUUGGGACCCAUGGUUUGCUGAGGGAAAGCGUCUCGUGGAAUAUAAAGUUGGGCAAGGAGGAGACGGCGGGCGAGCCAGCCGCUCGAGGAGCGGAGCGCGGGGGCCCAAGGCGCCCCGACGGCGGCGGCGGCGGCGGGUCGGGAUUGACCCGCUUGGUGGGGGUGGUGUUCUGCUCAAGAGGAGAGCCCCAAGCCAUGGAGACGACGAGGCGGAGAUGGUCCACCAGGUGGAAGACGAAACGGUGGUUCGGGGAUGCCGCUUGGUCCGCGCUCCUCAUCACUUGCACGCUCCUGCUCCGGGCGACUGAGGUCAAAGGAGCUGAAUCCGUUGAUGUGCUCAAAGCAUUACAGUUUCAUAAUUCACCAGAAGGAAUAUCCAAAACAGCAGGAUUUUGCAUAAACAGAAGAAAUUCCAAAGGAUCAGAUGUCGCCUACAAAGUUUCAAAACAGGCACAACUCAGUGCUCCAACCAAACAGCUGUACCCAGGUGGAAAAUUUCCUGAAGACUUUUCAGUACUGCUUACUGUGAAACCUAAAAAAGGAAUCCAGUCAUUUCUGUUGUCUGUCUACAAUGAACAAGGCAUUCAGCAAGUCGGCAUUGAGGUUGGCAGGUCACCUGUUUUUCUUUAUGAGGAUCAAAAUGGAAAGCCUGCCCCUGAAGAUUAUCCCCUCUUCAGAACAGUCAAUAUUGCUGAUGGAAAGUGGCAUCGGGUAGCCAUUAGUGUGGAGAAGAAAUCAGUCACCAUGAUUUUGGACUGUAAGAAGAAAGCUACAAAACCACUUGAAAGGAGUGACAGAGCAACUGUUGACACCAAUGGCAUCACUGUCUUUGGGACAAGGAUUCUCGACGAGGAAGUCUUUGAGGGUGAUAUCCAGCAGCUGCUGAUCGUCAGUGAUCCCAGAGCGGCCUAUGACUAUUGUGAGCAUUAUAGCCCAGACUGUGAUUCCCCUGUGCCCAAUGCUCCCCAAGCUCAAGAACCUCAAGUUGAUGAAUAUGCAACGGACGAUUUAAUCGAAUAUGACUAUGACUAUGGGGAUCCAGAUUAUAGAGAUUAUAAAGACCUUGACACUGUAACAGAGGGACCCCCACUAUACGACGAGACUGUAGCACAGACUGAGGUCAAUGUUGUUGAUGAAUAUCAUGAAUAUAAUGUGGCUGAAACUGACUAUGGAACUGCUGAAGGCUAUCAAACUGCAACUCCUAGUCAAACUACGGGACCAAAUGAGCAAAUUCCUGUUGAAGAAGUAUUUACUGAAGAAUACCUAACGGGCGAGGAAUAUAACUCAGAAAAUAAAAAAACUGAGGAAACAGAUUAUGGAAACAGACGAGUAGACCACAGUGAAUCUGAAGUUGUGGUAGAUGGAGAUUUAGGCGAAUAUGAUUUUUAUGAAUAUAAGGAAUAUGAAGAAAAACCAACUAUUCCUACUAAUGAGGAGUUUGGGCCUGGUGUUCCAGCAGAGACAGAUAUCACAGAAACAAGCGUGAAUGGCCAUGGUGCGUAUGGGGAAAAAGGACAAAAGGGAGAACCAGCUGUGGUUGAACCUGGGAUGCUUGUAGAAGGACCUCCAGGGCCUCCAGGGCCUGCUGGUCUUAUGGGCCCCCCAGGUACACAAGGUCCUUCUGGUCCUCCAGGUGACCCUGGUGAGAGGGGUCCACCGGGACGUCCUGGGCUUCCAGGUGCCGACGGCUUAGCUGGACCUCCAGGUACCAUGUUAAUGUUGCCGUUCCGAUUUGGUGGAGGCGGUGAGAAGGGCCCAGCGAUCUCAGCCCAAGAGGCUCAAGCUCAAGCUAUUCUUCAGCAAGCCAGGAUUGCCAUGAGGGGGCCACCUGGCCCUAUGGGACUCACUGGAAGACCAGGCCCUGUGGGUGGCCCAGGUUCUUCAGGUGCCAAAGGAGACAGUGGAGAUCCAGGUCCUCAGGGUCCUCGUGGUAUACAGGGUCCAGCUGGUCUCCCUGGAAAACCUGGCAAAAGGGGACGUCCAGGUGCAGAUGGAGCUAGAGGAAUGCCCGGGGAACCUGGCUCCAAGGGUGACAGAGGUUUUGAUGGGCUUCCUGGUCUACCUGGUGAAAAAGGUCACAGGGGUGAUCGUGGCCCACAAGGACCUCCUGGUGCUCCUGGUGAAGAUGGAAUGAGAGGGGAAGAUGGAGAGGUUGGACCAAGAGGCCUCCCAGGUGAAGCUGGUCCACGAGGAUUGCUGGGCCCAAGAGGAACUCCUGGCCCACCAGGACAGCCUGGAAUCUCAGGUAUUGAUGGUCCACCAGGUCCAAAAGGAAACUUGGGCCCUCAAGGAGAACCAGGACCUCCUGGCCAACAAGGAAUUCCAGGCCCACAAGGUCUUCCAGGCCCACAAGGCCCUAUUGGAGUUCCUGGUGAAAAAGGACCUCCAGGCAAGCCUGGCCUGGGUGGACUUCCUGGUGCUGAUGGCCCUCCGGGACAUCCAGGGAAAGAAGGCCAGUCUGGAGAGAAAGGAGCCUUGGGGCCUCCAGGUCCUCAGGGUCCAAUUGGCUAUCCUGGCCCUCGUGGUGUAAAGGGUGCUGAUGGUGUUCGGGGUCUAAAAGGUGGAAAGGGUGAAAAGGGUGAAGAUGGCUUCCCUGGGUUUAAAGGUGAUAUGGGCCUUAAAGGUGACAGGGGUGAAGUUGGUCCAGUUGGUCCUCGAGGAGAAGAUGGCCCUGAAGGUCCAAAAGGUCGUUCUGGCCCCACAGGAGAUUCAGGUGGGCCCGGUCAAGCUGGAGAGAAGGGUAAACUUGGUGUUCCCGGAUUGCCAGGAUAUCCCGGAAGACAAGGGCCAAAGGGCUCUACUGGGUUCCCAGGAUUCCCAGGUGCAAACGGAGAGAAAGGUGCAAGGGGCUUGCAUGGCAAACCAGGCCCAAGGGGACAAAGAGGACCAACCGGGCCACGUGGAUCAAGAGGCCCGAGGGGCCCGACUGGAAAACCCGGCCCAAAGGGCACCGCUGGCAACGAUGGACCACCUGGCCCACCCGGUGAAAGGGGACCUCAAGGGCCACAGGGACCUGUUGGAUUCCCUGGACCAAAGGGACCACCUGGACCACCUGGAAAGGAUGGCCUGCCUGGACACCCAGGGCAACGAGGUGAAACGGGCUUCCAAGGCAAAACAGGCCCACCAGGCCCUGGUGGUGUUGUUGGACCUCAGGGCCCCACAGGUGAGACUGGCCCUAUUGGAGAAAGGGGUCACCCUGGCCCUCCAGGUCCACCAGGUGAACAAGGCCUUCCAGGUGCAGCUGGGAAAGAAGGAGCUAAGGGUGAUCCAGGACCUCAAGGCAUCAGUGGAAAAGAUGGACCUCCAGGACUUCGUGGUUUCCCAGGGGAAAGAGGCCUACCAGGAGCUCAGGGUGCAGCUGGUCUGAAAGGAGGUGAAGGUCCCCAAGGUCCACCAGGCCCAUUGGGUUCACCUGGUGAACGUGGCCCAGCAGGGACCGCUGGCCCUAUUGGUUUACCCGGACGGCCAGGCCCUCAGGGUCCUCCUGGACCAGCGGGAGAAAAGGGUGCUCCGGGUGAAAAAGGCCCCCAGGGUCCAGCAGGACGUGACGGAAUACAAGGACCUGUAGGACUUCCUGGCCCUGCUGGUCCAGCUGGUUCUCCUGGAGAAGAUGGAGACAAGGGUGAAAUUGGAGAACCAGGUCAGAAGGGGAGUAAAGGUGACAAGGGAGAAAAUGGCCCUCCUGGACCACCAGGUCUUCAAGGUCCUGUCGGCGCUCCAGGUAUAGCUGGAGGUGAUGGAGAGCCUGGCCCAAGAGGACAGCAAGGAAUGUUUGGGCAGAAAGGUGAUGAAGGCCCACGAGGCUUCCCUGGUCCUCCUGGACCCAUCGGUCUUCAGGGUCUUCCUGGCCCACCUGGUGAAAAAGGUGAAAAUGGUGAUGUUGGUCCAAUGGGCCCUCCCGGCCCACCUGGCCCAAGAGGUCCUCAAGGUCCAAGUGGAGCUGAUGGCCCUCAAGGUCCUCCAGGUUCGGUUGGCUCCGUUGGAGGUGUUGGUGAGAAGGGUGAACCUGGAGAUGCUGGUAACCCUGGGCCUCCUGGAGAACCUGGCACAGGUGGUCCAAAAGGAGAAAGGGGUGAGAAGGGUGAGGCUGGGCCACCAGGGGCAGCUGGACCUCCUGGUAUUAAAGGACCUCCUGGUGAUGAUGGACCAAAGGGUAACCCAGGUCCUGUUGGCUUUCCUGGUGAUCCUGGUCCCCCUGGUGAACCUGGACCUGGUGGAACUGAUGGAACCCCAGGAGAAAAAGGUGAAGAUGGAGAUCCUGGCCAGCCUGGUCCUCCAGGUCCUUCAGGUGAAGCAGGCCCCCCUGGACCUCCUGGAAAAAGAGGUCCUCCAGGAGCAACUGGUGCAGAAGGAAGACAAGGUGAAAAAGGAGCAAAGGGGGAACCUGGUACCGAAGGUGCUCCAGGAAAAACAGGCCCGGUUGGACCUCAGGGUCCAGCAGGAAAACCUGGCCCAGAGGGACUUCGGGGUAUUCCUGGCCCUGUGGGAGAACAAGGUCUACCUGGAGCACCAGGCCAAGAUGGCCCACCAGGACCUAUAGGUCCACCUGGCUUGCCUGGACUGAAAGGUGAUCCGGGGUCCAAAGGUGAAAAGGGACAUCCUGGCUUGAUUGGACUGAUCGGACCUCCUGGAGAACAAGGAGAAAAGGGUGACAGGGGUCUGCCAGGCCCACAGGGAGCCACUGGACAAAAAGGAGAUGGAGGAAUUCCUGGUCCUGCUGGUCCACUUGGUCCUCCUGGGCCUCCUGGUUUACCUGGCCCUCAAGGUCCAAAAGGCUCUAAAGGUUCAACAGGUCCUGGUGGUCAGAAGGGUGACAGUGGUUUACCUGGACCUCCUGGGCCUCCUGGCCCCCCAGGUGAAGUUAUUCAACCUUUGCCUAUCCAGUCUCCCAAGAAGACCAGAAGAUCUUCAGAUGCCAUGUUGUCCGAUGCAGCUGAUAGCAUCCUUGAUUACACUGAUGGCAUGGAAGAGAUCUUUGGCUCACUUAACUCUUUGAAGCAGGACAUUGAGCACAUGAAAUAUCCAAUGGGUACUCAGAACAACCCAGCUCGGACCUGCAAGGAUCUGCAGCUCUGUCACCCAGACUUCCCAGAUGGAGAGUAUUGGAUAGAUCCUAACCAGGGUUGUUCUGGGGACUCUUUCAAAGUAUACUGUAAUUUCACAGCAGGCGGAGAAACUUGCAUCUAUCCAGAUAAGAAGUCGGAAGGAGUAAGGAUUUCAUCAUGGCCAAAAGAAAAUCCAGGAACCUGGUUCAGUGAAUUUAAGAGAGGCAAGCUGCUUUCUUACGUGGAUGCCGAAGGCAAUUCCAUUAAUAUGGUACAAAUGACAUUCCUUAAACUACUGAGUGCCUCCGCCCGGCAAAACUUCACGUACAACUGUCAUCAGUCAGUGGCAUGGCACGACGUGUCUUCCGACAGCUAUGACAAAGCACUGAGGUUCUUAGGCUCAAAUGAUGAAGAGAUGUCUUAUGACAACAAUCCUUACAUCAAAGCACUUCAUGAUGGCUGUGCAUCAAGAAAAGGCUAUGCAAAGACUGUUCUUGAACUCAACACUCCUAAAAUUGACCAAGUUCCUAUUUUUGAUGUGAUGAUCAAUGACUUUGGUGAUCAGAAUCAGAAGUUUGGAUUUGAAAUUGGUCCAGUCUGUUUCCUCGGUUAAAUUUAGAGCAUUGUGAAGACCAUCGACAAGAAAAAUGCACCUUGGUGCCAUCACCAACCCACUUCAUGCCACAUGCAAGUUUUGAAUAAGGAUGGGAUUUUUAAAAAUUACAUCUCACCAUAUAUUUAUGUCUUCUCUAGGAAACACUGAGUGCCCCUGUAGGACCAGAAUCACAUGACUUAAACUUAUUUGGCAAAUUAUGAAGGAUUCUGUGGUGGACAGAAGUAACAUAUGGUUAAUUUUAUGAACACCUUCCACCACUGUUCCAUCCCACCCCACCCAACUGUACCUCCCUUGAUUUUUUUGGUGCUGUAAAAUUGAAUGUCAAGGUGCUCCUUCAAAUUUAAUGUGAGAGGUGCUAAGAAGACAUGUUUUAAUAAACUGUAAUUAUUCUGUGUACAGUACAAUGCUGUCAUUUCUGUGUCCAUUUCCAAAACUUGCAUGUGUCCCUGAAUUGCAACUGGCUCUUACGUUAUAAUAAUUUCAGAACUUAUGUUGUCAAUACUGUGUAUGUAUUAUGAAAAAAUAAAAUUGUAAU